Messenger RNA from Paramuricea clavata, 564 nucleotides. NCBI's taxonomy places the organism in Eukaryota, Metazoa, Cnidaria, Anthozoa, Malacalcyonacea, Plexauridae. The record is from the annotation of a GenBank genome assembly.
AUGGUAAACCAAUUUAGCAAAUUUACCACCAAUCUUGCUGACCUGACAAAGCCCAUCCGAGAACUGCUAGUUAAGAACACUGCGUGGACAUGGGAACCACCACAACAAGACGCUUUUGACAAAAUCAAGAAAGCCCUGACAUCAGCACCGAUACUAACCUUGUACGACCCCAACAAAGCAACCAAAAUAGCAGCCGACGCAUCAUCAUACGGCCUUGGAGCGGUGGUGCUGCAAGAAGAAGAACCAGACACCUGGAAACCUGUAUCAUUCAUUUCAAGAUCGAUGACAACAACCGAGGCUAGGUAUGCCCAGAUAGAGAAAGAAGCUCUAGCGGUAACUUGGGCAUGUGAACGGUCAAGCAAUUACAUAAUUGGAAAACCAAUAACAAUUGAAACUGACCACAAACUACUGGUACAUUUAUUAACCAACCAUACCAUCGACAAGUUACCUCCAAGACUACAGCGCUACAAGAUGAGACUAAUGAGAUUCCACAUCAAAGAUGUUCGACACGUACCUUGGAAAACUACACUACACAGCCGACACUCUGUCCAGGAAGAUACCUGA